UCAAUUUACAAAUUUACCGAUGUUAGUAAAGAAAAGAGUGGAUCCCAUCGGGAGAUUCGGGAGUCGUCCUUCGGCCAGUUCCCUUCUUCGCUCUCAGUUUUCAGUUCAGUUGGAGAGGCUAUAGCCAUUCAAGGCCUCAUUCCUCAAGCUUGUCUCCAUUCCACAGCAAGUCAAGUGAUACAAAUUUCUACUCUUAGUGUCGAUUUCAUUUCGCCCUCGAGAAAUCGUAACUCAAGCCCACUCUCAAUCGGUCAGCCUUGAUUCUGAUUUCAAAAGCUUAAAGGUCCAGUUUGCUUAUAAAUUGCGAUUCAGAAUCUCAACUGGCUGCUGAGGAUGAAGAUGGGUCCUGCUCCCAAACAUUCUUCGUUUUGCCUGAAAUGGCCAUGGGAUGUUGAACAACAUCCUAAAAAUCCUAAUACAUGCACCUUUGAGGUUCCCUGGCUAUUCAAAUCUUUUCAUACCCUUGGAUCCAUUGCUUUCAAUUCAUUUUUCUCUAUUGCUAAAUCUUCAAAUUCUUGGAUUCAUACCUUUAGUCCAAUCAAAUUGGAUACUGGAACCAGCCAAAAGAACGGUUUGAAAUCCCUAAAGAAGCACUUGACUCUCGAAGAGCAAGGAGAGGCAGAGCAAAGAGCAUUUGCCUUAGCACUAGCAAGGGGGAAAGAGGCUACUGUGCUUGAGUUCUACUCACCCAAGUGUAGGUUGUGUAACUCCUUGCUAAAAUUUGUCCUGGAGGUUGAGGGUAGGAAUUCAAGUUGGCUCAACAUUGUCAUGGCAGAUGCAGAGAAUGAGAAAUGGCUGCCUGAGCUACUCCACUAUGACAUAAAAUAUGUUCCUUGCUUUGUACUGUUGGACAAAAAGGGGAGGGCAUUGGCAAAGACAGGUGUUCCAAGCAGUCGGCUACAUGUAAUUGCAGGUCUAUCUCAUCUUCUGAAAUUGAAGCGCCCUCAUGGUAAUAAUGGCUAGAUGAAAUGGUGGCUUGAUGAUAAAAAAUUACCAUAUGUGAAAGUUUGUGUAAAAAAGUGUUACCUUCAGAUGAAUAGCCCUUAGAAACUUCUAUAGGACAGAGAGUGUCUUGUUUACCUUUUGGUUUAGUUAUGAUUCUUUUGCCUUCUAAAUAAUUUGAUUUUGCAUCAUAUUUUACGAUA
Messenger RNA from Manihot esculenta (cassava), 1145 nucleotides. RefSeq lists its product as uncharacterized. Gene Ontology annotation, biological process: cell redox homeostasis. NCBI's taxonomy places the organism in Eukaryota, Viridiplantae, Streptophyta, Magnoliopsida, Malpighiales, Euphorbiaceae. Bases 334 to 963 code for a protein of 209 amino acids. The record is from RefSeq and is a predicted model, not a curated record. The transcript has 3 exons.